Messenger RNA from Colletotrichum truncatum, 1053 nucleotides. RefSeq lists its product as uncharacterized. The record is from RefSeq and is a predicted model, not a curated record. NCBI's taxonomy places the organism in Eukaryota, Fungi, Ascomycota, Sordariomycetes, Glomerellales, Glomerellaceae. Gene Ontology annotation, molecular function: protein binding.
AUGGUUCUAGCAAGCCUAUUUGCUGCUUUAGUUAUACUAAUAGUGUCUGCCGAAGAGCCUUUCAAGUCAGCGAGAACAUGCCCAGCAUUUACGAAGGGAAGUUUUACAGUUCAGCAGUUCCAGCUGUAUCCCGAGAACGCUGACUGGGACGUUGACAACUGCAUUAUCUACUUUGGAUCACUUUUUAACGCAAGCGUCGUUGUUUAUGACCCUUACAUAGAGACAGUUGUUGAUAUCAUCGCGUUUGAUGGCAUCACACACAACCCAGGCCUGCAUAUCGGUGGCGUAGCAGUCGACCCUCACACCAAGCUUUUGUCCGUCGUCGUUGAUGCCGCCGCCCCAUUUAACACCGGCGGUAGGGAUAUUUCGGGUGAUAACUUUAUCAUCAAGUACGACCCAAAAAAGAAGCAAGUCGUGUGGAACAAGAACAUCACCGCCGUAACCAAGGGGCAAUACGGCGGCUUCCAGGAUGUUGAGCAUGAUCCUCUCGGAAACACUUUCGUCGUCGGGUCGUUUCCUGGCACUAUCAUAAAGAUCAACCGUGAAGGUUCAAUCGUCGAGCCUUGGUUCCUCCCUAAACAGAUUGUUCCCACAAGAAUGGGUUUCUCUGGACUUGCAUCUACCGAAAACACGUUACUUGCCAAUAACAAUGAGGACCGCCAGAUCUACCGGUUCAAUAUGAAAGAUGACAAGGGCAGGCCGGAGCUCGUUCCCAGAACGCCAGACACAAAACUUGGUAUGACUGACGCCAUCUAUUUGCCCCCAAGAUACGAAGGCAAAGUCCUGUUGAUAGCUGAAAAUGACAAGGGAAUCACGGUCCUUCGUUCCAAGGAUGGCUCAUGGAAGUCAGCCGAACACCUUGGUACUGUGUCUAAUAACUCACCGGCAGCUCAAGGUGGAAUUGUCACAGCCCCAGUUCAGAUUGGAGAUAGUUUGUUCAUGGUUGAGGAGUUUUUCAUCGAUCCCCCGGUACCCGGCUCAGCAGUAGGGAACAGGAGCAGUUUUCCGUUAGUAGACAUUACGUCGGAAGUUGAACAGCUGUUGCGAAAUUGA